Messenger RNA from Microdochium trichocladiopsis, 2710 nucleotides. RefSeq lists its product as uncharacterized. The coding region runs from base 469 to 2433 and encodes 654 amino acids. NCBI's taxonomy places the organism in Eukaryota, Fungi, Ascomycota, Sordariomycetes, Xylariales, Microdochiaceae. The record is from RefSeq and is a predicted model, not a curated record. The transcript has 2 exons.
CGCCAUCGCGCUGCCAGAUUUACCGCCAGGCACAAAGACGGCUUCUUCAUUAAUUUGAUUGCUGCUCCUUUGGACGGCUCGGCCACUCUCCCGAGCACUUCUCCUGCGCUGCCUCCAGCAUACACUCCGCCUCGCCAUUUUCGUUGCUGCUGCUGCUAUACCCAUUUGACUGCUCCCCUCCAAACAACCACCCUGCACGACCAGUGCCACCACAGCUGCGGCAUUGCGACACGGCUACCAAGCUCUCCUGCAGGCCUCGGCUGCUGAGGCCAAGCACCGAGACAGACACGCGAGGUUUAGACGAGGAGGCAUCGUUCCAAGACAGCAGACGGUCCCGACUGACUCUGGCACCGGGCUACGACGAGCGCCUGCCUCUCCACGCGCCACUCUCUGUCGCGCUCCUUCCCGAUUCCAACGACCAGCUGAGGAGCUGAGUGACGGCCCACUGGCCGUAAUCCGAUCCUCGAGAUGCCAGGCGUAAAAGGUCUCGCUGCCAUGUUUGAGCAGCGAGGCGACACGAGCCCGCCCGAUCUGACCAGAGGCAGAUCCCCAAAUGCUCUUUCCGGCACCCCUCCUCUGUCCGACUCGCCACGGCCCCUCUCCAAGAUUCGUACUCAAUUUGUUGCAGUUGAGAAGGACGGCAGGAUAGGUCUUACGCGCGGGAUAAGCACAGAUUCCAUGACAAGCUCCAGUAGACGAACCAGUAACGAGACGGGGACCGCUACACCGCAACCACGAUCCGAUCCCACUUCAGAUCCUUUUACCGAGUCCACCCCGGCCUUCCGGAAGAUCACGUCCAACCCAAUAUCGGUGCCCCAAUCCAGACCAGAGUCGCCCCAGAAACCCUUGACGUCGCUGGGCAGGAUGUCGCCACUGAAAGCUUCUGGGACCAGCACACCUGAGGUGAUGCCGAACGCGAAUCCGGACAAGAUCACCGACGAGGAGGAGACCAAGACCAAGCUGCAACCGGGUCUUCCGACUGAGACGAUUGCCACGAGGGCCGUCAACAGCACGGUUUCCAAUGGCAUUGGCGAUAGUUUGACACGCGCAGCCGCCACAACAACGUCAACCAAAGAAGUGGCUGGUGCAAGCACGAAUGCGUCGACAAAGACCAAACCCGCUUCCAUAUUGACAGCAAAGUCAGCCACCAAAGCUCCUAAGUCACCAUUACCCUCGAAAGCGCCCAAAUCACCGCUCCCUCCCAAGGCUCCCAAAAGCCCAGCGAAGGAGAGUCUGAAGGUCCCCGCGCCUGCGCCCGCAAAGAAGACUUCGGCGGUCAACCUAAGAGAUUCGCACAGGAAGGCUGCAGCUUCCUCCACAGCUGCUCCCAACACUGCCAGUACUAAGAAGCCUGCUACGCUCGAGCUUCCUCAAAGUGGCAAUGGCUUUGUCAAACCAAAGGUCAAAUCGCCUACUCGUCCGGUCAAAUUGCCUGCUGGACUGACCUCGCAGACUGCCUCUUCGUCGUCGAGAGCCAACAACACGACAGGUGCAGUCCCAGCGAAACAGCCUGCCAAGCGCUCACGCUCUCUGGCUCCAUCAACGUCGUCGCAACGACCAGCCAGCCGUAUCAGCACGGCAGGUGCUAGCGAUGGCACUCGGACUCUGCGACGCCAGAGUUCUUCAAUCAAUGGUGGUCGUCAAAGCAUUGGCAGUAUCGGUCCGCCACCAAAGCCGAACCCCAAGGACCAGGUUGCACCCAAAAAGGACUACCAUGUGGACGAAAGCUUCCUCGCCCGGAUGAUGCGCCCUACCCAGAGCAGUGCCAGCAAGACCACGGAUAAGGCCCCAGUGACACCGCCUCGUAAACCGGCCGCCUCGAAAGCACCAACCAAGCACAUCGUUGGCGUUGAUGCAACGGCAAGUGCGAAGAAGGCUGCUGCGAAGAUUCAAGCUUCAGGCAGCGCAAAGACCCGAGACGGAACUUCGGCAAAACCAAAGGAUAUUUCUCCUGUGACCAAAACUGCAUUGGUCGGUACCACGAAGGAGACAACUCAACCUCUGGAGAGCAAGCCCGCCCCUGUCGGCCCUAUCGAGCCUGCUGCUUUGACCGAAACAGCAGCAUCCGGUCUGGGGAGCAAGAUGGAUGACCUCACUAUACAUAACGAAAGCAGUAACAUCAGCGAAGUUGCGGUCGAGCAUGGGGUUGUCGAGCAAGCCCCAGAGGAGCUCCCAGAGGUGUUUGUUGACUCCGAGAAGACCGAAGAGGUUCUUCCAAUGGAACCUACUGCUGCGGUCACCGAGGAGCCACUCAGAGUCGAAGACAUCGAGGACGUGGUUCACGUUGUCGCUGAAGAGAGUGUGGCUACGACAACUGACACGCACUUGGUAAAGGAUGAGGCUGCUGCGAUCAUCAGCCCGGACGAGACUGAGGUCACCGCUGAGCCAAGCGAGGAAGCUAAGGAAGAGACGCCAGCAGAGGUGGCAGUAUAAUGCGAUUGGGACUAUGGCGCGCGCUCGUCAAAGGGGUAUCCGGGUCCGAGCCCGUGAUCCGAAAGCAUGCCGUUGUAUUUUGCAUUGCACCUGUUAUCUUCAACACACCUGUACAUUUUCGAUUCACCUUGAGUGCAUAGAGUCGCUCCUGCGACUCGUGUUGGUCACAUAAGUCGGCGCGGCGUUGUCUUGGAGAGUUUGAGCGUUUUUGCAUUCGAUCAGCAGUGGAAAAGGAUCCAGGUCACAUUAUUAUUAAAUACUUUUUAAAUCCAUAUCU